AUGGCUGAAGAAUGCAAUGAAAGUUCUGUUGCUGCCACCACUUCCUCCUUGUAUAAUUGGUGGCCAGAUCUUCAUGUAAAUUCUUUAUCUUCUUGGAGUGCAAACAAUCCAUGGAGCCAACAAAAUAACAGCUCCAACUCUUCUGGUGAAGAGGAUGUUUCCAUGUUUACGACGUACACAAACGUUUCUAAUCAGUCUGGUGUCAGUAUUGAGUCGUCGCGCAGACUAGUUGAAAGUGUAUCAACUAAUGAGCUGGUUGGCGAAACGGGUUCUGAUGAUCAGCCGUGGAGUCAUGUAAUUUUAACUGGAAGCAAUGGAGACUUGCAGAAUAGUCAAGAUGUAGGAGAGAAUCUACUUGAUGAAUUUUCUUCGAAAAAUUUGCCGAUUAGAAAGUUUGAUCCUCAAUAUGACUACUUGAAGAAAAUGGAGAACAGAUGGGAUUUCACAAGUUCCUUAUAUUUAAAUUGUAACAACAAACAGUUCAAUGAGAGCUCAGUUCAAACUGGAAGGCUAAACAAGCUAUCAAAUUCAGUCUGCAAUCACCAGUUUGGUUCAUGUUCAUGUUAUACACCAUUAAGUUCUAUAUUAAACCAUAGUGGCAACAAUUUGACGCCGACUGGAGGAAACAUGGACAAGAAUUUCAGCUCAGCAUCAAGUCGAAAUGGUAAUGAAAUGAAAGUAGAAAAUGAAGGAGGCAUUGAUGCAACAAGGACAGCAUUUCCUAGGUUGUACAGCAGUACUAAUGGAGGGUCUGAAUAUCAAAUGAGAUCUAUCAAGAACACAGCUGUAGGUGCUGAUCGUGGCAGAUAUCACAGUGGAUUAAUUUUGCCAGAUACGCAAUGGAAUGAUUCGAAAAGUUUGGCUGAUCUUUUAACUUUUAGUAGCUAUUCUAACAAGCCAUUCAUCGAUAUCAAUUCAUCUAAAUCCGAACUCGAAACUUUGAAUUUAUCAGAUUCUAAGAAGAGGGAGCUACAAACUUCCUAUCAAUCUGCACUAGCAACAGGCUCUACAGUAGCAAGAAGCAACGUGAGGGCACAACGAGCUAGAACUCACGAAGGAAAGAAGAAAAGAAGUGAAGAGAGUUCAGGCACAGGCACAGGCACAGGCACGGUAGUGAAAAAGCCUAUGCUUCAACAUCCAACAGUCUCAUCUACAAAGACACAGGUUCCCAAAGUAAAGCUUACAGAAAAAAUCACAGCUCUUCAGCAAAUUGUAUCGCCAUUCGGAAAGACUGACACAGCAUCUGUGUUAUGGGAGGCUAUUUGCUAUAUAAGGUUUCUACAAGAACAAAUACAGCUAUUGAUGAGCAACUCCUAUAUGAAGAGCAACUCUUGCAAGGAUCCAUGGAGAGGAUCGAAUACUGGGGAAGUGGAGGCGGAUCUGAGGAGUCGAGGUCUUUGUUUAGUUCCAAUUUCCUGUACGCCUCAAAUAUAUGGCGACAACAAUGGGUCUGACUACUUCACCCCACCGUGUAGAGGAUGUUUGUACAAAUGA
Messenger RNA from Fraxinus pennsylvanica, 1494 nucleotides. Lineage: Eukaryota; Viridiplantae; Streptophyta; Magnoliopsida; Lamiales; Oleaceae. The record is from the annotation of a GenBank genome assembly.